AUGCAAUUGACAAAAUCGCAAGAAACUGUGGUUGAAUUUCCAUAUGAACCUGAAAGUACUUUAAAAAUAAUUGCUGGCCCUGGGUCUGGUAAGACUAUUACGCUAUUACACAGAGUUAAAAAAUUGAUUGAUAGUGGAAUUGCCAAACCUGACGAAAUUUUAAUCCUUUCGUUGACAAACAAGGCUGUUGACAAUAUUUUAGAUAAGUUGCUAGACUUAUUCGAGCAGAAAAAUGGCAACCCAUCGAUUGAAUUUGCUGAAGAAAAUGAUCCAAUUACACGCAUAGUAUCUCAAAUAGGUGUUUAUACAAUUCAUGGGUUGGCAAAUAGGAUAGUUAUUGAGAAUGAGGGACUGCUUGAAAUUAUCGAGGAAAAUGGUUGGAAGGUCUUAAUGAAACUGGUAUCUUCUGAGUUUUGGAAGAACUCAAAACCAACUGCUCGUGAGUUUGAACGUCUUUAUAAUCAGUACAAAAAUUCACCAAAUGGUAAGGACGUCGUAGAAAAAAUAUCAAAGUUAAUGAUUGUAAGUAAAGUCGUUACCAAUAACGAGUUAAUUAUCAGAGCCUCAGAACACUUGCUGUCAUUAGAUAGUUUUGAUGAUUCAAAAAAGGGAAUUGAGUUUACAUCAACAAUAAAAAAUGAUGUGAAGAUUGUCAUGAUUGAUGAAUUCCAAGAUCUUUAUCCUACACUAUUGCCACUCCUAACAUCCAUAUCAAAGGGAAAGAGAUUGGAGAUAUAUGGUGAUACUAACCAAAGCAUCUAUCAAUUUUUAGGGAAUAAUAAAGAAGUGAUUAAGGCAAUAGAUGAAAUACAUCCCCAAGAUAAAUUAGUGACCUUGAAACUAGAUGAUAAUUUUAGAUCUACUCCUGAAAUAACUAACCUUGCUAAUACUAUAGUUAACAAAUAUGGUACCGAUUCUAAUUAUUUGAAGACAGGUUAUUCAAAAUCACCCUCAGGAGUGCAACCACUAGUAAUUCAAACACAGAAUUCCAUUGAAGAGUUGGAUUACAUUAUAGAGAGGAUUGUUGAACUAUCUUGUAGUUCCGUGAAACUUUCAGAUAUUGCUAUUUUAGCAAGAACAAAUGCAAAAUUAGAUAUGAUAAAUAAUUUUAUAUCUGAUUAUGGUAUACCUACUCAGAAACUGUCUGCAUAUCCUGAAUGGGUAGAAAAUCCGUCGAUUAGAUUUCUCAUAGACAUACUGAAAAUAAUAUCAGUGACAUCUAAGCAGAAUAAUGGAGAAAUAAGUUACACAAAUAGAACUAGCGACUUUAAUAUUCUUUCUUUAUUAAGUGAUAUCAAUGGAAUUGGUCAAGAUAGCUUACAAAAACUUCAUAGUGAAUGUUUGUUAAGAAACAUUUCCCUUUGGAAGCAAAUAACUUCAGUUUCCAGUAGUAAUUGGUCGGUUAAUCCCAGCAGUAAGAAGAGAAUAUCAGAAGUAGCUAAAAUUUUAUUACCUCAGGUCGAAUCCUGUACAUUAUCCACAAUUGAAGAACCGUUAGCAUUUUUGGAGACACUGUGCGCUCUGGCCAACCAACUAAAUAGCAAACAGCUUAUAUUUAACUCAGAGAGAGAAAUGAUUAAAUUCCAGAAUAAUUUAGAAGAGUUUUUAAAAGUUUUGAAGCUUUGUAAAUUUAAUCUCCCUGAAGGAGUUACUCUGCUAGAUUGGUUUUUAGAGACAUAUUUGGACCAAAGCUUGGUGUUGCAUAAUAGAUCUUCCCAUAUGGACGAUAAAGAGCAAGGGAAGAUAAAUCUUUCGACUAUUCAUUCGUCAAAGGGAUUAGAGUUUCCAGAUGUGAUGUUGAUUGGAGAUCUUCAAAACAAAUUUCAAUUGAACAUAAUGUUCUAA
Messenger RNA from Vanderwaltozyma polyspora DSM 70294, 1845 nucleotides. It is a transcript of the gene HMI1, whose product is annotated as ATP-dependent 3'-5' DNA helicase. Lineage: Eukaryota; Fungi; Ascomycota; Saccharomycetes; Saccharomycetales; Saccharomycetaceae. Gene Ontology annotation, molecular function: ATP binding; DNA binding; hydrolase activity. Gene Ontology annotation, cellular component: nucleus. Gene Ontology annotation, biological process: recombinational repair. Bases 1 to 1845 code for a protein of 614 amino acids. The transcript has a single exon. The record is from RefSeq and is a predicted model, not a curated record.